Fomitopsis serialis is the source of this 1516-nucleotide messenger RNA. RefSeq names its product amino acid permease/ SLC12A domain-containing protein. NCBI's taxonomy places the organism in Eukaryota, Fungi, Basidiomycota, Agaricomycetes, Polyporales, Fomitopsidaceae. Gene Ontology annotation, biological process: amino acid transmembrane transport. The coding region runs from base 4 to 1347 and encodes 447 amino acids. Gene Ontology annotation, molecular function: amino acid transmembrane transporter activity. The record is from RefSeq and is a predicted model, not a curated record. The transcript is spliced from 9 exons. Gene Ontology annotation, cellular component: membrane.
GAAAUGGUGGCAUACCUUCCUCUGCCCGGUGGUCACAUCAGGCUGGCCGAGCGGUUCGUCGAUCCGGCCUUCUCGUUUACCAUGGGUUGGAAUUACUGGUACAACUGGACGAUCAUUCUCCCGGCUGAGCUCAGUGCGGCUGCUGUGCUUAUCGGCUACUGGAACGAGACGAUCAACCAGGCGGCAUGGAUCUCCAUAUUCCUCGUCGUCGUCAUCGUCAUCAACAUGUUCGGUGCUGGCGUCUACGGCGAGGCGGAGUUCAUCUUCGCGUCGAUCAAGGUCGUCACCAUCGUCGGUCUCAUCAUCCUCGGGAUCGUCCUCGACCUUGGAGGUGGGCCGAACCAUGACCGCAUCGGUUUCCGGUACUGGAAGAACCCCGGUCCCUUCGUGCAGUUCAACGGCAUUGAGGGUAACACGGGACGCUUCCUUGCUUGGUGGGCGGUCAUGACCCAGGCUGCCUUCUCCUUCAUCGGCACCGAGAUCGUUGCUAUUGCUGCUGGCGAGGCCAAGAACCCACGUCGCAACCUCCCCAAGGCGAUCCGCCGAGUUUACAUCCGUAUCCUUCUCUUCUACAUUGGCGGUGUCAUCAUCAUUGGCCUGCUCGUGCCGUCGAACAACGCCAACCUCAACCUCUCGUCAACGGCCGCGGGGUCGCCCUUCGUCAUCGCCAUUAAGACCGCUGGUAUCAAGGGCCUCCCGUCUGUGAUCAACGCUGCGCUUCUCACCUCCGCCUGCUCCGCCGCUUCGAGUGACUUGUACACCAGCUCGCGUGCUUUGUACGGACUUGCGAUGGUCGGCAACGCACCCAAGGUCUUCACUAAGACCACUAAGAACGGCCUACCCUACGUGUCCCUGAUUACGUGCGCGCUCUUCGCGACACUCGCGUACAUGGGCAUCAACAGUGGCUCAGGAACUGUCUUUACCUGGUUCUCAAACAUGACUUCUAUUGCGGGCUUGAUGACCUGGUUCGGUAUCUGCGUCACCUACAUUCGUUUCUACAAGGGUUUCAAGCUGCAGGGAUUCAACCGCGCCGACCUUCCGUACGCGUCGCGCCUCCAGCCUUUCGCAGCCUGGUACGGUCUUUGCUCGUGCUUGGUCGUCUGCUUUUUCAGCGGAUUUGCUGUGUUCCUGAAGGGCUCGUGGGACACCGCGACAUUUGUCACGAACUACCUUCCCUUCGUGCUCUUUCCCAUCCUCUACUUCGGCGCUAAGCUGUGGUACCGAACUCCGAUUGUGCCUGCGGCCGACAUGGACUUCGUCUCGGGCCUGAAGGAGAUCGAGGCGGAUACGUACGACGAGCCCGCACCUAGGAACUGGGUGGAGCGCUUCUGGUCGUGGCUGAUGUAACGAUUUGUAACGAUGCUGUGUUGUGCUGCUGGGCCUCGCGGUGUCGCGACAAUGCCGAUGCCGAUAACUUAUUAUGCGAAGUCGUCGGUUGUAAAAUGUCCAUAGACUGUAUGGUUGUACCUAUCUCAUAUAAUUCAUUUUGCUGGAAUGGCAGUGCAUUUCCUCACGC